This is a messenger RNA of Tachysurus fulvidraco (yellow catfish), 3789 nucleotides long. It is a transcript of the gene rfx1b, whose product is annotated as regulatory factor X, 1b (influences HLA class II expression). NCBI's taxonomy places the organism in Eukaryota, Metazoa, Chordata, Actinopteri, Siluriformes, Bagridae. The record is from RefSeq and is a predicted model, not a curated record. The transcript is spliced from 17 exons. Gene Ontology annotation, molecular function: DNA-binding transcription factor activity, RNA polymerase II-specific; RNA polymerase II cis-regulatory region sequence-specific DNA binding. The coding region runs from base 1 to 2538 and encodes 845 amino acids. Gene Ontology annotation, cellular component: nucleus. Gene Ontology annotation, biological process: regulation of transcription by RNA polymerase II.
AUGGCGACUCCCGGCUACACGGAGGAGCUCCAGCCCUCCCAGACUCAAGGGGGCAGCAUAACAACGGUGAAAAGCGGCCAGCAGAAAGCUGGUCCUGGCGUCACUCCCACCUACCUUCCUGACUUGCAGAGCUCGUCUAGCUCCUCCCCGUCACAGACUGGCCUUUCCUCCAGAAUAGCACAGACCACACCCCCGGGGAUACUAAAGAAGGCUGUCCUGACCACGCCCACUCACGUUACCUUGGCGAAUGCGCAGUACACCGUGUCUGAGAUUCAGAGCUCUGCAUCCGGGUCCAGCAACGGCCAAAACACACCACAGUACAUAGUGGUGACCGUUUCAGAAGGAUCCAACCAUUCCAACGACUCUGUGUCAGAGUCCAGUCCACCUCCGACCGUCCAGACGGGUGUGCCAACACACGUGGUCCAGACCGCACAGCAGAGGUCAGUAGUACAGACCACAGCCAAGAGCAGCGGCCAGCACGGAGUCGGAAACCUGCACGUUACUCCUGAGAUCUCACAAGUAGGGCAUGUAUACGCCAGCCAGGUUCAGUAUGUGGAUGCAGACGGCAACUACAACACCACACCCAUUCGUUCCAGUACUUACCCGUUCACAGAGUCGUCCCUGUAUGGCCAGGCCACACCCUCCGGCCCGUACUACGACGAUCCUCCCACAACCGGGUCGCAGGUCUCCACCCCUGUGACUUCGCAGCCGGUUUCCGUGACUACAGGAUUCUCAGGGGGUGGUACAGGGGUUACUGUGGUAUCAGGAGCGUCCUCUUCAGGUGGAGGUGGAGCCGGUGCUGGAGUUGUGGCUGGGGUCGGGGCCGGGAGUGUGUCUAGCGGGGGAGGGGUGGGGGCUUAUGCGAUUCCUGCCAACUACGUGAUGGGAAGCGGAGGCCAGAACUACAGCCACAACAUACGUGCAUCACCUGCUACUGUGCAAUGGCUAUUGGAUAACUAUGAGAAGGCAGAGGGUGUCAGUCUGCCCCGCUGCACGCUAUACUAUCACUACCUGCUGCACUGUCAGGAGGCCAAGCUGGAGCCCGUCAAUGCCGCAUCAUUCGGCAAACUCAUCCGCUCCUUGUUCAUUGGCCUGCGCACCCGCCGCCUCGGCACGAGAGGGAACUCGAAGUACCACUACUACGGCCUUCGGAUCAAGAGCAGCUCCCCCCUGCACCGGCUCAUGGAGGACCAGCAACACCUGGCCAUGAGACAACAGCCCUUCUCACACAAGCACAGGAUAAGACCAGUGCAGAAGGUCGAGGGAAUGACCAACGGGAUGGCCAUGGGGGUGGGGCAAGGAGGAGGCCAGGGGGUGGGGCUGUUUGACAUCAGCUCCCAAAUUCAGCAAUAUCAGCAGUUUUUGGAUGCAUCCCGCUCUCUUCCUGAGUUCCCAGACAUCGAUCUCCAGGGAAAGACUCUGCCAGAAGGGAUUCUUCCUGAGCAUAUCCGAGCCUUCCAGCAGCUCUAUCGUGAACACUGUGAGGCCAUAGUGGAUGUGAUGGUGAACCUGCAGUUUCCUCUGGUCGAGACUCUGUGGAAAAGCUUCUGGAGAUUCAGUGAGGGACAAACCGGCGACGCAAUCGACCUUCACAGUGAAUCAGAGAAGCGACUCCCGAAAGCAUGUCUGGUUCUGCUGUGCCAGUACGAGCCGGUUCUCCAGUGGAGCCACAACUGUGACAACACACUCUACCAGACCCUGGUGGAGAUCCUCAUCCCUGAUGUUCUCACACCUAUACCGAGUGCCUUAACCCAAGCCAUCCGCAACUGUGCCAAGAGUUUAGAAAACUGGCUCACCAGUGCCAUGAUGAACAUUCCAGAGGAGAUGGUCCGCAUUAAGGUGGUGUGUGCAGGAGCGUUUGCACAGACGUUGCGCAGAUACACUUCUUUGAAUCACCUGGCACAGGCAGCCAGAGCCGUCCUGCAGAAUUCGGCCCAGAUCACACAGAUGCUCAACGACCUCAACCGAGUGGACUUCAACAACGUGCAGGAGCAGGCUUCAUGGGUGUGUGCAUGUGAAGAGCGCACAGUGCAGAGGAUUGAGCAGGACUUUAAGGUAACACUGCAGCAGCAGAAAUCUCUGGAGCAGUGGGCCGCCUGGCUGGACAGCGUCGUCACACACGUCCUCAAACCUUACACGUCCAGCCCGUCCUUCACCAAAGCUGCCAAACUCUUCCUGCUCAAGUGGAGCUUCUACAGCUCGAUGGUGAUCAGGGAUCUGACUCUGCGCAGUGCAGCCAGUUUUGGCUCGUUCCAUCUCAUCCGGCUGCUGUAUGAUGAGUACAUGUAUUACCUGGUGGAGCACAGAGUCGCUCAGGCCAGAGGAGAAACACCCAUUGCUGUUAUGGGAGAGUUCACCAGCCUAGGCCGUAACGACAGCACAGCAGAUGCAGACAAAGAAGAGGAGGAAGAGGACGAGGACGAGAGCGAUGAAGAUCAGAUGCCUAUUCCGGUCGACUCUACAGCUAUGGGGGAGGAGUCUCUGGAACCGCCCACCAAAUUAGCUAGGACAGACCUGUUCAACAGCACGCACAACUAGCGCUCGCACAUACACACACGCACACACACACACACACACACACACAGAUAUAUACAGAUUUAGCUCUGUGUUCUCUCUCUCUCUCUCUCUCUCUCUCUCUCUCAGUGCCAUGCAGUCGUUUGCCUUAUUCAUUAUUGCCUUUUGAGACUUUAUCUGCCAUAGUCUAUAAAUGUAUAAUGCCUUAAAUUAAUUUGAGUGAUAUGCCUUAUAUAUGUCUACGUUACUGCCCGUUAGCAUCUACAUGCACACGCGUACACACUGCCAGUUUAAUCACUUUAGGAACAACAGCUCCUCCCGAUACGUCACCGUUUCUAUAGUAACCACUUGUACACCGGGACGUCAUGCGACUUCAGCGCGAAAAACGUGUGCUUUUGGUAUAUAAAUACGUGUAAACACGACCGAGGAGACGUUUACGUGACGUUUCUAUAGGCUGGAACCGUAACUAUAAUCAUGUUGACGUGUAGCAGAUCAUAGCGAGUUAUUUCGAUAUAUCUCCAGCCUGAAGAUCAAGUCGUUUCAGUUUAUAUUUACUACACUAUAAGAGAUUGUAAAACUUUGGACUGGCAGUGUGUAUAUACGGACAGAGAGAACGUCCUGCGUAGGGUGGAAAAAAGUGUUUUCUGGGGUUUUUUGUUAUUAUUAUAUAUAUAAUGCUCUUUCUGAUGUUAGACUUUAAUAAGUCAUCAAAUGCACUUUUCCCUCCAUAAAAAACCCCCAAAACAGAUUAUUACAGAUUUCCCAUGAAGCCUCGUCAUGGUUGGUGUCGAUCUGCUCCCUGGUUCUAACCUGCUCCUAUUAGCUAUAACGUGUUAGUAGCGACGCUAGCGUGCGUCUUUAUCAUGAAGUGUUCUUGGUGACGAUCGAGAUGUUUCGACCACACGUACAAUCGUAAAAGAAUUUGGCGACAACUAUCGUUGUCCGCGUGGAUGCUAACAUGCUAGUAACGCUUCUGUAAUUCUUUUUUUUUUUUUAAGCGAUCAUGUUACCGUGAAUCCAACCGACUGACUACCCAUGAUGCAUCGCCUAUUUGUUUACGCUUGAUGCCUUUUUGAGUUGCAGUGUACGUUUCUCAUGAAGCUGCCCAUGUGAAUUUUUUUUAUUCCUUUUAUUUUCUUGCAUGCUUAUUUGCCAGAAGAGAGAUUUAAGCUUGAUGCCUCAGUGUAUUAAUUGUACUGCUUGUGCCUUUGGAGAAUAACCUCUGACUGCAGAGAUCUUUAAAUGUAUGAAUAAAUUAAGAUGUUAUAUUGCUUA